Molecule: messenger RNA, 1106 nt
Organism: Hermetia illucens (black soldier fly)
Lineage: Eukaryota; Metazoa; Arthropoda; Insecta; Diptera; Stratiomyidae
Gene: Ripalpha
Product: RIP-like protein
Exons: 4
Coding region: 245-859 (204 amino acids)
Biological process (GO): protein import into nucleus
Cellular component (GO): nucleus
Source: RefSeq, a predicted model, not a curated record
CAUUUUUCUAUCGCUUUAAAUUUCUCGAUAAUAAAAGCAGAUUAGUUGUUUUUCCUUGAAAAUACUACAAUUUUCAUAGACAUUGACAUUGAAUACUCAUCAACUUCCGGUUAACAGCAGCUGAUUUUGACAGUUCUUAUUCCCGCUCAAAAACUUGUCCUGAGUUUAUUUUCUGCCUUUGUAUAUACCUGAUUUCUGUGUUGACCUUCAAUUUUAAACUAUUGUGCUAUCCUUUUGUGCCGUCAUGUCUUGCUUCUUGAACUCACCAACUUUUGUGGAGUAUCGGACGAGUCCGCAGCAAAAGGCGAAAUCGCGGCAGGCGGCCUUUGAUAAGAAAUAUGGGUCGCCAAAGCUGAAUUUGUUGCGGCAGAAAUGUCGUAAUCGAGCCAAAGCGGAGAGGAACAACAACUACACAUCAGGAAGGAGACUUUUUGGGGAUCAGGCCAAUAUCCAAAAAAUCAUCCUUGAAGAGCUAGCUGAACUGGAUAUGAAACUUGAAGAAGAGAUCCUAAAAGAAAUUCUCCUUAACGUCGACAUAUGGCUCGCCGAAACUGUCGAGGAAGAGGAAAACUAUCUGCAGAGUAGCGAAAAUUCAUCAAGAGACGUUUUUUGUCCGAUUUGUCAAAAGUUAAUUUUGGAACCAUCAUCAAUUGAGCCGAGCGUCCUUACUUGCAAGUGUGGAAUAAGAUUCCAUUUCUCUGGAUCGUUGAGUGACUUUCAGCAAAAAAUCGACGGAGUAGUUACAAAUCAUGGGGCCAAUUGCGAUGCGAAUGUGUACUUUUUCAUAGAGCCAAAGGGUCAAGUUUUGGUCCUCAACACCUUUUGUGAACAGUGUGAUUUCUUUCAGUCAAUUUGUUAAAGUUUUGUUGUGGGGAGGGCAAGGACUAUUAAUUUAUUAGAUUUAGAAAAAAUAUGGAACUUGGAUAUUUGCCCUGAAAUUUAUCGGAAAUGAGGCACGGCGAGCAAAUUAACGAAGCUUAGUUGCGAUUAAAAUUAAGUUAUUGGUUAGUGUGUAUAAAUCAUUAUAUGUAAGGUUACAAUUUAAGACAAUGCUCCAAGUAUUCGUGUUGAGCGGUGAUUAUUUGUUAGUGUUUAGUUUGUUAUUU